AUGUUUAUCUCAAGAGGCUCGGGCUUGCUGUGUUUGUAUCGACAAGCGCGCUUUUGUCCGUCCUCCACAUCCCGAUUCGUCUCCUCAAAAACCUACGACCCGCUACGAAUCCUCUUUUGCGGUUCUGAUGAGUUCAGCAUAGCUUCUCUUAAAGCUCUCCACGCCGAGCAUGUGAAGCAACCCGAUCGGAUCGCUUCCAUUGACGUUGUCUGUCGGCCUGGAAAAAGGGUAGGGAGGGGCUUGAAGCAAAUACGCGAAGUCCCCAUCAAAGCUGCCGCAACGAAAUUAUCGCUCCCUAUCCAUGAGAUUGACACUUUCACGGGGUGGAAGCCCCCCGUGCUCUCCGAAGGAUCCAUAAAUCUGAUAGUCGCGGUAUCAUUUGGGCUUUUCGUGCCACCGCGCAUCCUCCAUGGCGCCAAAUACGGUGGCUUGAAUGUCCAUCCCUCGCUACUUCCCGACUUCCGUGGACCUGCACCACUCCACCAUACUCUCCUAGCAGGCAGAUCUACGACCGGUGUCACUCUUCAGACACUACACCUUCAGCACUUUGACCACGGGACAAUACUCGCGCAGACGCCUUUUCCUGGUUUUGCGAUACCGAAUCCUGAUUCAUGCACUGUUCCGGAGCUGUUGGAUGUUGUCGCCCCAAAGGGCGCGGAUAUCUUGGUCGAAGGCAUCCGAAAGGGCCUGUUUGCUCCCCCUGUUGAGGAUGCAGGCUGGCACUCGUCUGAACAUAAUGAAUUGAUACACGCUGCGAAGAUCAAGCCCGAGGACAGACAUAUUGACUGGGCGAACUGGACUUGGACGGAUAUCAGUCGGCGGCACCGGGUGCUGGGGCCACUGUGGAGCAAGUCCCUGGUUUUCGGCGAACCGACUGGGCAUAUUCCAACUUUCCAACAGCGCAGGGUUAUUUUAAGCGAAUUCGAAGAGGUGCAACCGUUGAAAGGAAGCGAGGCAUUUGCCCUUGUCCCGGGACUGCCAUUUAUAGAUGGCGAGCACACAGUCAAGUCGGACUCAGGCAAGGGAGUCUAUGUGUUCACCCUAGACGGAAGGCUAAUUAAAAUUCAUCAAAUGAAGGUGGAGGGUCAGCAGAAUGCGGAUGCACUUCGAGCUUCCCUCAAGGCUGGAAUGAUUGGAAGCCGCACGUUCUCUUCAUACGAUGCUCCAUUUGCUCCGUUCCAUAACCCACUUUGCUAA
Molecule: messenger RNA, 1197 nt
Organism: Aspergillus puulaauensis
Lineage: Eukaryota; Fungi; Ascomycota; Eurotiomycetes; Eurotiales; Aspergillaceae
Gene: FMT1
Product: methionyl-tRNA formyltransferase
Exons: 4
Coding region: 1-1197 (398 amino acids)
Biological process (GO): conversion of methionyl-tRNA to N-formyl-methionyl-tRNA; biosynthetic process
Cellular component (GO): mitochondrion
Molecular function (GO): methionyl-tRNA formyltransferase activity
Source: RefSeq, a predicted model, not a curated record